This is a messenger RNA of Vanessa atalanta (red admiral), 4320 nucleotides long. RefSeq lists its product as uncharacterized. The transcript has 3 exons. The coding region runs from base 91 to 4200 and encodes 1369 amino acids. NCBI's taxonomy places the organism in Eukaryota, Metazoa, Arthropoda, Insecta, Lepidoptera, Nymphalidae. The record is from RefSeq and is a predicted model, not a curated record.
CUUCAUUAUAAUCAUAUUAAAAUAGCCUGAUCAUUGAAAGAUCAGUUUAUUUGGACGGAGAUUCCGAUGUGAAUUAGAAAAAGUUCAGAAAUGUGGAAGUGGUUCAUUUUGUUAUGGUUAUCGCAAUGGAGAACUUUAUCGUCAGAACCUCUGAUAAGCGAGAAUAUAAGAGAGUCCAGACAAUUAAAUUUUGCUGAGUGUUGUCCCUGUCACGAGUCACAAACAAGCGCUGAUUACGAUGCUAUGGAAGCAGCAACGACUCUUGACAGCUGUCCUUGUCAGUCGGCACUAGAUUCUGAAUCGGCCCCAUCAAUCUUCAUACCUACUGUGAGAGCAGUCGAACCAUUUAUGAGAUCAAGUGAAGUAAAAACUCCUAAGCCUCUUUUGAAACCUGAAGUAGGACUUGCAUCUUCUGUUUUGGAAACUUUACAGGAAGUAACGGACCAAGAAUAUCAAGAAGCAUUGGUUAGAGAUGCUACAAGAACUGCACUUAAUGAUAGAGAGGAAAACCUGUUAGAACCAGAAAUGGAUAAUAUACCGAGAAAUAUAGUUAACAUUAUCUUGCAACCAAAAGAUGGGCAUACGAUAGAUGAUGUAAUGCCAGAAGCAUCGCAUGUACAAGAAACACGUUGCGUUCAUCCACCUUUAAGUAGAGCCAAUAGUUUUGACCAAAUGAGGCUUAAGCCAAGAAACAACCUGUUAGGAAAAGCUUUUCCUUCGUCAACAGUGAAAAGUGGUAAAAAAUAUUUUGAUAUGGCAAACAGUGCGAGUGAUAUUCAAGAACAUAAGAUGCCUCUAAAAAGUAAUAUUAUAGAAGAUUUAAAAUUAAAAUCUGACUUACUAAAGAUGAAACUCUUUUCAAACGUUAAGAAUAGUUUAAAAGAUAAUUCUAAUACAUUAAAUCAAUUUGAUAAGCAAUCUAAAAAUAAAAAUUCUAAUGAGAGUCAUACCAAACGUAUUCCUAAUUAUAAAUUUGGUUCGCUCUUAGAUUACUUAAAAACGUCGAAACAAAAAAAUAAUCUACCGUUGAAAGAAACCAAUAAAAAGUCAGAAGAUAUUUCAUCUUCACCAAGUAAUCCUCAAAAUUAUUACUUUAGAAACAAUGAAAAUAUACACCAACUAUACGAAAAUGAUAAAUCAUUACUACAUGCAGAAGACUUGAUAAAAGAAAAUCCAAAUUCAAGAGAAAAGUAUUUAAAUGAUAAGUUUAUAGAAACACAAAAAUCAGUAAUUAAAGAUAAUGAAAAAAACAAUUGUGAUGUAAACCUCUCUAAUGCAAACAAUUUUAAAGAAACAACAUAUAUUAAAAGUGAUGAAAGUAUGGAUGCAGAGACGAGUCCGACUGAACUAAAUACUAGUGUAGUGGAUAUAUCUAUUAAAAAACUAAGCUCAAAAGAAAAAUAUUUCAACGAAGAUAGGAAAAGUGACAUGUAUCCUAGUACAACAUUCAAUAACAAUAUGCAAAAUCAAAUUUCUGUUAAAGAAACUGUACCAGGAGACUAUGACGUAGAAGAAAAUAAAAACAAAAAUGAAUUUAUGACUAAAAAUGGAGAAAACGAUGAAUUUGAAUAUGAAAGUAGCGACGGACACUCAUGUGACGCUGAUGAGGCUGGAUCAAGUGAUGUCUUUGAAAUUGCUAACAUUCCACAAACAAAGGAAAAAAACAGCGUUGAUAAUGUCAAUGAUUUUGAUAUACACGAACAGAAACUAUUAAAUACUGCAACAUUGUCACUAACAACGACAGAAAAAAGCUUUGUAAACUAUGAUAUUUUUAAAUCAAACGACAAUAAAAUAUUUCCAAAUAUAAAGACCGACGUCCUUAAAACGUUAGAAAAAAUUAAAAAUGCAAAUAUAAAAAUCCAAGAUAAACUGCGAUUAAAUGCACAAAAUGUUCAAAAUUUUGAUGUGAUAAAUAAUUCUUCGACAGAAAUAGAACCGAGUACUUUUAAAAUAUCUAAAAAUGAUACUGAAGAAAACUAUACUAAUAAGAGUAACAAUAUAAAUACUCAAGAUUUACAGGAAAUGUCAGAUCGUAUACUUAAUUUAAGUUUAGCUAAUGAAAAGUUAGUAGAACCAUUGGUAUCGGAUUCUACGGUUAGUAUAAAUAACAAUACAAAUGUCGAUAUGGAUAACGAAAUAUCACCAUCGGAAUCAAAAAAUACUAUAAUAUCCACAAAUAAUAUAAAUAAAAUGAAAAAUCCAACUUAUUCCUCAUCAAAUUCACUAUUAAAAAGUUCUGAUAACAUUGAAAAUAUAGUGGAAACAUUUCAUGAAAUAGAUAAAAAUCAAGAUAAAAUCAAUACUGAUGUAAUCGAUUCUACAUCUACAAAAAAUCUAUGUGAAAAUAUAACUCCUAAAUUUCCCAAUAACAACGAAGUAAGUUCAUCAAAUGAUCAAGAGAAAGAAAUGAUGUCGCAAGCUAGUAGCCCUUUUGUAAACAGUGUACGCCAUACUAAUCGAGAUUUUGUCGUUCAACCUGAAUCGAAUUUAAAUGUAAAAGGAUUUCUGGAUAACCUUAAGUCUUCAUUAUCAGAUAUUUUUAAUAAUGAUGAAAAUAUAAAUGCCAACAAAGGUGGUGACAAUAAUAAUAAUAAUUCAAAUAAAAAUUCAAUAUAUUUAGAAAAACCUGAACAAAAUAAUUUAAAUAGAUCACCAUUCAGUUUAAAUGAACCUAAAAAUAUUGAUACGGUCAAAAGCUAUUCUCAAACGAGAACUCGCGAUAAUAUAUCGAAUUGGGAUAAAAACAAUCGCUUACAGUCUUAUAAAGCUAGAGUACCUAGCCCAGAUUCACUUAAUUUAAAAACAGUACCAUCAUUAUCUAAUAGAAAACAAGAUAUUUCACAAGGGCCAUUAAAAGAUGAUGCUGAGGUAAGGUCAGCAAGUACAAUCUUUCAAUAUCCAGUGGAAAUACCGAGUUCUUCUAGGUUAAAAAUUCCGACUAACAAUGGCAAAAAAAAUUAUGAUUCCGUUUUUAAUUUACAAAAAACUCAAGACAUCUUACCAGCUACUGAAUCUUUAAACACAUUUUCGGAAAACUUCAAAUCAAGAACAGAUGAUGCUUUAAGAAAUAUAAAAGAGUCUAUUGAUGACUUACGAAGAUCACACAUAACAAAUCAGAAUAAUUUAGUAGGGGAACCCCAAACGCGUCAAAACAUAUUUCGGGCUAAUAUACAACCAAAUGAUCUUGAAAAAAAAUUACAGAAUUUCAAUUCAGAUUUAAAGGACAGACUUUUGCAAGUGUCGCAAAGAAUACCAGAUAUUUUGCACUUUGACGACAAGUCUGCUUUACAUGCAAAAAAUAAAUUAACAAAUCUCAAUAAUAGAAUGAAAAGUAAUUCGAAAUAUAAACCUCAAGUUAAAAGCAAUGAUUUACCAAAAAGCAGAACGAAUUUAGCGUUAAAACCAUAUACAUCGCAAUCAAUUUUAGGUUCAAGUAAGAAGGGAACAUCAAAAUCAAGCUUAAAUCUCUCUCCGAAUAUUUUAAAUGCUAAUUUAAGAAAAUUCGAAGAUUCUUUACAUUUGGGUCAUAAAAUUGAAAGUAAAAGUCCUCUAAGAAAAGAAAUUAAACGUAAGCCAUUAAAAGAAAACAAAGUAACCUUUUCUUUUACUACAUCUCGCCCGGAAAUAACCAAAUUAAGACCAAAUCAAAAAAUAUAUAAUAAGCUUACACCAGAAACUUUGCGAUCCUUGAUUAAGUUACCAAAAACAUCAUAUAAAACUCCAUUACAGAACGGUCUUGAACCUAAGUCAAAAUUAAAACCUGAUGAACUAAAACAUGCAGCAAGUAACCAAUUUACAUCACACAUUGCACCGGAUUGGAAAUUAGAUAAUUCCAAAACAGCAGCAUUUUCUUCUUUGGAAGAAUCCGUUAGUGAUUUAUGUGACGACAAUACUAAUCCAAAAAAUAGUGGAUUUUACUUAAAAAAUGUACCAGAAAGUAAUGAACCUAAAAAUGUAUUGUUGUCUAAAAUGAGAGAUGCCGUCAAAGCCAAAAAUAUGCCAUCAGGUAGCGAUUUAAAUAAAAAGUUUUUAUAUAACAGCAGUAAUAAUUUGAAAUCGAUAGCUCUACCAGAUGCAAAGCAAUCAGCUUCUAAUAAUAUUAAUACAGCUACACCAAGUUUUACAGAUAGACCUUUAAAGGAAAACGUUUCAUACAAAUGUAAAAUGAUCUGUUUUGAGGAUAAUGAAGAUUCCAAAUAAUAGAGGCGAAAAAAAUUACGACAAAAAUAUUUAUAUGUUGUAAAUAAAGUCUACCAAGUGCAUAGCUGUUAAGAUAGUUAAAUUUUAUAUGUAAGAAUUUAACUUGUAAUAAAAUACUAU